Messenger RNA from Sorex fumeus (smoky shrew), 4869 nucleotides. RefSeq names its product Nik related kinase (gene NRK). The record is from RefSeq and is a predicted model, not a curated record. Bases 1 to 4851 code for a protein of 1616 amino acids. NCBI's taxonomy places the organism in Eukaryota, Metazoa, Chordata, Mammalia, Eulipotyphla, Soricidae. The transcript has 30 exons. Gene Ontology annotation, biological process: protein phosphorylation. Gene Ontology annotation, molecular function: ATP binding; protein kinase activity.
AUGGCGGGACCCGGGGGUUGGAGGGACAAGGAAAUCACGGAUCUGGGCCAUUUGCCGGAUCCAACUGGAAUAUUCUCUCUGGACAAAACCAUUGGUCUUGGAACUUAUGGCAGAAUCUAUUUGGGACUACAUGAAAAGACUGGUGCAUUUACAGCUGUUAAAGUGAUGAAUGCACGUAAGACUGCUGUACCUGAAAUUGGAAAGCGAGUGAGAGUGAAUAAGUACCAAAAGUCUGUAGGGUGGAGAUACAGUGAUGAGGAAGAGGAUCUUAGGACGGAACUCAACCUUUUGAAGAAGUACUCUUUCCACAAAAACAUUGUAUCUUUUUAUGGUGCUUUUUUCAAAAUGAGUCCAGCUGGUCAGAGGCAUCAACUUUGGAUGGUGAUGGAGUUAUGUGCAGCAGGCUCGGUCACUGACGUAGUGAGAAUGACCAGAAAUCAAAGCUUAAAAGAAGACUGGAUUGCUUAUAUCUGCCGAGAAAUCCUUCAGGGCUUAGCUCAUCUUCAUGCACAUCGUGUAAUUCACCGGGACAUUAAAGGCCAGAAUGUGCUACUCACUCAUAAUGCUGAAGUAAAACUAGUGGAUUUUGGAGUUAGUGCCCAGGUAAGCAGAACUAAUGGAAGAAGAAAUAGCUUCAUUGGGACACCAUACUGGAUGGCACCUGAGGUGAUUGACUGUGAUGAGGAUCCAAGACGCUCCUAUGAUUACAGAAGUGAUGUGUGGUCUGUGGGAAUCACUGCAAUUGAAAUGGCUGAAGGAGCUCCUCCUUUGUGUAACCUUCAGCCCUUGGAAGCCCUCUUCGUGAUUUUGCGAGAAUCUGCUCCCAAAGUCAAAUCCAGUGGAUGGUCUCGCAAGUUCCACAACUUCAUGGAAAAGUGCAUGAUAAAAAAUUUCCUGUUUCGUCCUACUUCUGCAAACAUGCUUCGUCAUCCAUUUGUUCAAAAUAUAAAAAAUGAAGGACAUGUUGUUGAGUCAUUAAAGAAGCAUCUUACUGGAAUUAUAAAAAAGAGACAGAAAAAAGGAAUGCCUCUGGUCUGUGAAAAGGAAGAAGCUAUUAAGGAACAGUACACAGUGAGAAGAUUCAGAGGACCUUCUUGUACUCAUGAACUUCUGAGACUUCCAACCAGUAGUCGGUGCAGACCACUUAGAGUCCUGCGUGGAGAGCCCUCACAGCCAAGGUGGUUACCUGAUGGAGAUGAACGACAGGUUCAGGCAUUUCACCAUCUGCAGGGAGCAGCCAGGGUGUUCAUGCCAAUAAAGGCUCAGAGCACUGACCCUAAGCCUUUACAGGGGAAACCUCGUGCACCUCGGCGACUACACGGGGCAGCAGCUCAGGUGCUCAUGCCUCUUCAGCCUCACAUGAAGGCUAAGUCAUCUAAGCCCAUGCAGCUUAGGCCACCUCCACGUCUACAUAGGGCAGCCAAGAGGUUCAGACCACUACAAGCUCAGUUUAAGGUGCCCAGGCCUCUUCCUGUGCAGCCCCAGGUACCCAAAGAGCAGCAGGUUCAGGCCCAGACCCAGAAGUCAGAGAAGCCACAGGAUCUGGACCAGGUACCAGAGGAAUUUCAGGGGCAAAAUCAGCCACCUGACCAACAGCAAAGGCAAGGCCAGGAAGCUGAACAACGGCAGAGGCAGAACCAGGUUCCUGAAGAACAGAUGGCACCAAGUCAGGCGCCACAACAACCAGAGGUACAGCAGCAGGCUUCUGGGCCUGCCCAGGCAGAUGCAGGGGCACAGGCACCUGAAUCCUUAAAAGUUCAUGCCCAGGUGUGCCUGCCUCUACUGUCACAGAACCAUCAUGUGCUGUUACCACUACAUUUGGACACUCAGGUGCUCGUUCCAGUAGAGGGGAAAACAGAAAGAUCACCUCAGGCACAAGCCUGGGCAUUAGAACCCCCACAGGCAGUUGGCCCAGUUCAAGCACUGGUAGAAGGAUUAUCAGGUGAUUUACUUCGAGCGCCAGACUCAAAGAACUCAAAGCCGCUUGGUCGACUACAAACCCUGAUGGAAAAUCUGUCAUCAAACACAUUUUACUCUAAACCAGAACAGGUACAGAAGAAAAAAUCAAGAGUAUUUAGCCUAAAGCAGGCAUUGACAAAAACACUAUCACCAAAACGCUUCCGGGCAAAGUUUACACAGAAGUCUGAAGAGUUUGAGCUGUCAGAUUUAGAAGCCCGAAGACAAAGGCGCCAGCGCAGAUGGGAGGAUAUCUUUAACCAACAUGAGGAAGAAUUGAGACAAGCUGCAAAUAACAAAGGAGAUGAAUCAUCAGAAAACAAUGAAGCAUUUCGCUCAGUUCAGGCUGAAGUCCAAAUAGAACCAUUGCAGCCAUAUGUUCCAAAUCCUAAAGGAAAUGAAGCCCAAGGGAAAUCUUCAUCAGUGCCUGGCAACCAGAAUCGUGUGCACCGUGUCACAUUCUCUCCAAGUGUUUCUCAGGUAUCUUUGGAGAGAGCUCAGAAGCCCAUUGACAUCAGACAAAAAACUUCUCAAAAUCCUCAGAAUUGUCCAUCAUCAUCAGAAUCAUCUGAAGAAGAGAGUCCAGUGACUAGGAGGAGAUCCCAGUCAUCACCACCUUAUUCUACAAUUGAUCAGAAGUUGCUGAUUGAUGUCCAUGUUCCAGACGGAUUUAAAGUAGGAAAAAUAUCACCUCCCGUGUACUUGACAAAUGAAUGGGUAGGCUAUAAUGCACUCUCUGAAAUCUUCCGGAGUGAUUGGAUAACUCCUGCUUCUGUCAAUCAACAACCUGAAGAAGAUGGUGAUUAUGUUGAACUAUAUGAUGCAUGUGCUGAUACUGAAUACGAUGAGAAUGAUUCUAAUGAUGCCUAUGAAGAUAGUUACGACCAUGGCAGUGACAAAGAACACAUGGGAUACCAAGUUAACCAUGCAAAUGGCUCUGUUGAUGUCCGUGGUGAUGAUCACAAAAAUGAUACUGCUGAUGAUGAAGACAAUCGUGAUAAUGCUCGUAACUGGCCAAGGGCAAGCUAUGGCAAUUUUGGAAGACUCAAGCAAGAUGGUACAGUUGAAAAUGAUGGAAUAGAAGGAGCCUGUGGUGGCUAUGGAAGCCAUGUAGAGAAUAAAAACCCUGGAGAAGGUAUAUCCAGUGAGGGCAAUGAAGACCUUAAUGACCUUGAAGUAUGUGGAAUUAAUAUGGGCAAAGGAUUAAGAGGCAAGGAAGGUAAUGGAGAUAAAAAAGUCAGUGAAAUCAAUGAAGCAAGUGAAGACUUUAAACGCAAUGGAGGACAAAAUAGCUCAAAAAAAGAUGAUCCUGUAUCUAAGAAACUGGCAUCACAAGACGUUGAACGUCCACAGAAGCACCUUUUCUGGGACAGGGAAGCUCACCUACAACCAGAUCAGAAGUUCAGUUUAGAGUCUCCAGCAGGCACUUCUCCUUGGGCUCUGAUGCUACGAAUUACCCAGGCAACCCUGGAUGAUUCAAGUGGCAAAAGUGAGCCCUCAGGUGGGACUGCACCAUUAGUGUCCCAUGAUGAGAAUGACAGCAUGGUCAUAUCAGAAGCAUUCGCAGAAUCAGGUUUAUCUGCAAGCUGUUCGUCUGCUUCCAAUGGAUCUUUGGGUACUAGCGGUGACUUUGCCAGUGCCAUCAUAUAUGCUGGAUUAGUGGAUGGUGAGAAAUCAUCUCAGCAACCAUCUGAAGUAAAUGUUAACCCACUAUAUGUCUCUCCUGCUUGUAUAAAACCACUGAUACAUGUAUAUGAACAGGAAUUUUCUUCUGAGAUCUGUUGUGGUUCGUUAUGGGGAGUGAAUUUGCUGUUGGGAACCCGUUCUAAUCUGUAUCUGAUGGAUAGAAGUGGAAAGGCAGACAUUACAAAACUUAUAAAACGAAGACCAUUUCGUCAGAUUCAAGUUGUAGAGCCACUCAAUUUGCUGAUUACCAUCUCCGGAAAUAAGAACAGACUCCGUGUGUAUCAUCUGACCUGGCUAAGGAACAAGAUUUUGAAUGAUGAUCCAGACAGUAAUAAAAGACAGGAGGAAAUGCUAAAGACUGAGGAAGCCUGUAAGGCUAUUGAUAAACUGACUGGUUGUGAACACUUCAGUGUCCUUCAACAUGAAGAAACAACUUAUAUUGCUAUUGCUUUGAAAUCAUCCAUUCACCUUUAUGCAUGGGCCCCAAAGUCUUUUGAUGAAAGCACUGCUAUUAAAGUGAUAUGCAUUGAUGAAUCAGCAGAUUCUGAAGGAGACUAUAUGUCCUACGAAGCCUAUAUACGAAUACUGGCAAAAAUACAGGCAGCUGACCCAGUGAACCGGUUUAAGAGACCAGAUGAGUUACUUCAUUUGCUGAAGCUUAAGGUAUUUCCAACACUUGGUCAUAAGCCAGUAACAACUGACCUUACUAUUGGUUCUGAAAAAAGACUCAAGAUUUUCUUCAGCUCAGCAGAUGGAUAUUAUAUCAUUGAUGCAGAAUCUGAGGUUUUGUCUGAUGUGACUCUGCCAAAUAAUCCCCUGGAAAUCAUUAUACUACAGAAUAUCAUCAUUUUACCUGACUCCUUGGGAAUUGGUAUGAUGAUCACUUUCAAUGCUGAAGCCCUUUCUGUGGAAGCAAAUGAAAAACUCUUCAAGAGGAUCCUUGAAGCCUGGAAAGACGUACCAUCUUCAGUGGCAUAUGAAUGUACUCAGCGAACCACAGGAUGGGGUCAAAAGGCCAUUGAAGUUCGCUCUUCUCCGACAAGGGUUCUGGAAAAUGAACUGAAGCACAGAGCAGUUAAGAAACUGAGAUUUCUGUGUACCCGAGGUGACAAGCUGUUCUUUUCCUCUACCCUGCGCAACCGCCACAGCCGUGUUUACUUCAUGACCCUGGGGAAACUCGAAGAGCUCAAGAUCAAUUUUGGUGUUUAAAACGUUACAAUGACAACA